AUGGACGCCCGCAAGAAGAAGAGAAAGGUCUUGUUGAUGGGCAAGAGCGGCUCAGGAAAGUCGUCUAUGCGCUCUAUCAUCUUCAGCAACUAUGUCGCUAAGGAUGUCCGACGUCUCGGUGCCACCAUUGAUGUGGAGCAUAGCCAUGUGAAGUUCAUGGGGAACCUCACCCUCAAUCUUUGGGAUUGCGGAGGACAAGAUGCAUUUAUGGAAACCUAUCUCGCCUCUCAGCGCGGCAACAUCUUCUCCGACGUCGCCGUCCUUAUCUAUGUCUUCGACAUUGAAUCCCGCGAAGUCGAUCGGGACAUGGAUACUUACAAUGCAAUCAUUGAUGCACUACGUGAGUUCAGUCCGAACGCCUACGUCUUCUGCCUGGUACACAAGAUGGAUCUCAUCCAAGGCGAGCACCGCCAACGGAUCUACGAAGAACGCUCAGCCCUGAUCCGCUCUCGCUCGGAGGGCUUCCGCGUCGAUACCUUCGGCAGUAGCAUCUGGGAUCAAUCUUUAUACAAGGCAUGGGCAGGCAUCGUGCACAAGCUCAUUCCAAACCUAACCGUGAUCGAGCGGUUCCUCUCGGCAUUCGCAAAGAAGAUCGACGCCGAGGAAGUUAUUCUCUUCGAGCGGUCCACCUUCCUUACAGUGACCUCCGUGUCAUCAGAGAUAGGCGACUUGAACCCGAUCUUCGACCGCCACGAACGUCUAUCUAACAUCAUGAAGGCGUUCAAGCACUGCGCCGCCCGCAAUACCAGCACCACACCCGCUUCGGCCGGUUUCGUCGUCAUGCACACCAAAACCCCACAAUUCAAUAUCUUCCUUGGCAGAUUCACAGACAACACAUAUAUUUUCCUUGUGGUGCCUCCCGGUGAAGCAGCGUACAACUGCGCUGUUUUAAAUACCAUGCUUGCCCGCGAGGGCUUCUCCAAGGCUGCCGCCUCCGGACGAACAGAUGGAUUCCCGUUGCCGCCGCCCGAAACCCCGGACGACCAUGCGACCAAUGGGUCUGCAUAA
Penicillium waksmanii is the source of this 1008-nucleotide messenger RNA. RefSeq names its product Rag GTPase GTR1. Gene Ontology annotation, biological process: cellular response to starvation; cellular response to amino acid stimulus; regulation of autophagy. Gene Ontology annotation, cellular component: fungal-type vacuole membrane; Gtr1-Gtr2 GTPase complex; nucleus. Lineage: Eukaryota; Fungi; Ascomycota; Eurotiomycetes; Eurotiales; Aspergillaceae. The transcript has 2 exons. Gene Ontology annotation, molecular function: GTPase activity; GTP binding. The coding region runs from base 1 to 1008 and encodes 335 amino acids. The record is from RefSeq and is a predicted model, not a curated record.